This is a messenger RNA of Caenorhabditis remanei, 762 nucleotides long. RefSeq lists its product as uncharacterized. Lineage: Eukaryota; Metazoa; Nematoda; Chromadorea; Rhabditida; Rhabditidae. The coding region runs from base 1 to 762 and encodes 253 amino acids. The record is from RefSeq and is a predicted model, not a curated record. The transcript is spliced from 3 exons.
AUGCCUUCACAGAAGAAAUCGAAUCCAACGGAAGUGCACAUUCCAACAAGCCGUGAUCUUGUUCAACGCACUCUCGUAUUCCGCAACACGACCGGCAAGGAUUUCAUUCUGAAAUUGGUUGCCUCGAACGAAGCGGUCUCGUUCCCAACGAACGUCUUCCGUUUCCCUCCUGCAUCGCAUCGAGUCAUCCAAUUUCGUGUCAAUUCGUCGAAGAUUUCCCAAUGGGACAAGACCAAAUUGACUAUCAAAGGAUUCGUUCUCCCGGUUUACGCCAAGAAUUUGAAACAAUUCAUUGAGCAAAAGGCGACUGCUGGAACCACUUGUCAGGAAGCAUUCUCUCUUUCUGUCAAGUUCACCGACCAGUUCUCGGCUCCUCAGACUGUCAUCAACUUGCCUGGAACUGCCACGUGUAUCGAAUCAACUGAUCAUCCAGUUGAUGUGGAGGAAUUGGAUACAUCCACUGCAAUCAACAUCGAGAAGGAUGUGACCACUGCUGCUCCGAUCGGCUCAAUGAUGGGAUUCGUUGAGGAGUACAAACGUGGACAAAAGAACAAGGGAUGCUGGUUGACCAACUACGUUUGCGGUGGGCCGGCCGCCGAAAAACUUCCGGAGAAACAAUCGAUGAGAUCUCGUCGUUCGAGUCGUUCGUCGAAGAGUGGUGCCUCUGCAAAGAGUUGUCGUAAUCAGGCACGUAAGAAGAAUAAGGAUGUCAAUGUGUGCCUUGAAGCAACUCCAUGUGGAGGAUCCACUAUUCAGGCCUAG